ACGUGGCAAUCGGAGAGAGAACAAAAUGCCACUUCAAAGUCUGUGGGUGAGCCUGUUCGACUUCACAACGGACACAAGUCACGAUUUGUGAUUUGUGCAUGGCGACGAUGCCAAGUGCAGUGAAACGCGCCUAGCCCUUGGCGAGGGGAGCUCUCGAUUGAACCCCUUCCACCUUCACACUCCUGCUUGUCGACAUCGAUUGAGGAUCUUCAAGCAUGGUUAUCUUCUCAGCAUCUGGCAGCAGCUUUGCUGUCACAGCCGUCUUCCUGCUGUUCCUGCUCCAUGCCCGUCCUACCCAUGCCUUCGGUGCUGGCAACAUUGCUUCGGUUUCGAAUGUCGAAGGCGUCAACUUCCGCCAUGGUGACAUCGAGGACACCCUUCUCACCCUCGUCAGCUCCUACGCAUACGCCAAAGGUGCAAAGUUCAGCAAGAUCGACGUCAAGCGUGUCUACUUUGGCAACUGGCUGCGCGACUACUCGCAAGCCGUCGAUGUAGGAACCACCAAGCACGUCUCCGCAGAGGCCAUCCGCAUUCUGCUCUGGGUGCUAGGUUUCCUCACCUUUGGCUACGGAACCGGCGAGUUCGAGGUCACGACCGAAAGACUGGGUUGCUACCGCCCCGAGGAGCACAUCGACAACCCCAAGGACUACGCCGACAACGAGGACGCCCGCCAGUACGACCGCAGACUGCGCGCCCCCGUCGAUGAAGAGAGGGAGUUGAGCAUUGACGAGAGGACUGGCCUGAAGAACUACAUCGCCUCGGAAGACGUGGGCAUCACCACGUCUGCCCAGAUGGUGCGCAACCUCUUCGGCCGCUGCAUCGAUCUCGGCAGAUCCUACAACAGAUCAAGGGACAAGAAGGAAUUCUACGAGGCCCUGCGUCUCCUCGGUACCGCCUGCCACUGUCUCGAAGAUUACUCGGCCCACUCAAACUACACUGAGCUCGCCCUCAUCGAGCUGGGCGAACGCGACAUCUUCCCUCACGUCGGUCGCAACACCCAAGUCCGCGUCCAGGGCGCCCGUCACCAAGUCUACCCCAUCGUCACCGGAACCUUUGGUGGUGUCGAUUUCCUCCACUCUGUCAUGGGUGAGCUGGACGACAAGGCUACCCAGUCCGAAAUUCAAGAGCUGGAAGGCGUCAUCGACAGCUCGCAGAACCAAAACACAAGUCUGCUCAAGAAACUCCUCAAGAUGCUCCCUUCUGGCCUCCUCGGCGGCAAGGAUCAGGCGGGCAAGGUCGACGAGCUGCAGAGCAAUGCUGCUGCCGCUCAGAUGGGCAACAUGAAGCUCUCGCCUCGCCAGCCCGAAGAGUGGGCUCAACAGCUCCAGGAAGUUCAGAAGCAGAUCUACCCCAUCCUUCAGUUCCACGACGAGCUUAUGAUGGGUAUCAAUGAGGCCAUCGAGAAGAUCCCUAUCCUGCCCGAUCUUCUCGAGCAGUUUACUGAGCAGCUCAACAUCUUCGUAUUCUCUCUGCUCGCGCCUUUCGUCCUGCCUAUCAUUAGCCAGGUCAAAGAGGAGUUGGCCACUGGUUCGUCAGAGGUCAUUCAAAGCAGUCGUGACAAGCAGCUCAUCGUCUUCCACGACGACAAUUCUUCCGAUCCUACCCACUCUAUGCUCUCCAAGGAUCACUUCUCAAACAUCCUGAACGAACCUGCUGGCAAGAUCGGAUGUGCCGUCCUCAAGUGGGUCGUACCUCAAAUCGUUCAGUGCUGGGAUAACGAGAAUGUCGACAUCGCCAGGACCCUCGACCGUAUCAUCAACGGUGUCUUCCAUCACCCCGCUUUGCGCCAAGUUGGUAACGAUGGUGCAGCUGACGGUCGUCACAUCAUGUUUGGUGUCGUCGAGCAAUGGUGGCAGGAAAAGUCCGAGCGUGAGCGAGAUGACCUUCGCCGCAAGCUCAGCAGACGCGGUGUUGAAACUGGUCAGAACCACAAGGAGGGCGUUCAGGACUCUGGCCACGGAUGUUGCAAGCCUCUUUUCCAGCAAAAGCAGAAUAACAAUGCUCCUGCCGCUGCGGCCCACGCAGCCGUCAUGGAAGGCAUCAGUGACUUUGUCAGUGGUGGUCAAUCUUCUCAGCAUAACAGCUAUGGCAACCAAGGCCGCCCCAGCAGCCGUCCUACCAGCGCCUUUGAGCAACAAGCAGGAAACUUCGUUGGUGAAGCAGUCGGCGGUGGUGCACUCGGCUCUGUUCUUGGCGGCCUCGUUGGUAGCGUCGGUGGCAGCCUCUUGAGUGGCGCUUUUGAGUCUCAGGGUCAGACUCAAACUUUCCAGCAAUCAAGUCACAACCAGGACGGUUCCUACACCCAAAGCUACAUGCAGACUGGAGAACGUCCAUCUUCUAGACCAUACGGUCAAGAGCAGACUGCACAGGCUGAAUACAAGACCACUCAGUACCCUGGCGGCGGUCACAGAACCGAAUACAACAGCUACGAACAGGAAGGAAACUCUGGCCACGGCUACCAGCAGAGCACCGAAGUCCGUCCUACCCAGGGUGGUGGCUACGAGCAGCGUACUGAGCGCCGUCAUGAGCAAUCUGGCGGCCGCUGGCAGAGCGAGAUUCAGCAGCAAAGCGUCGGCGCUGCUGGAGAGUACUACCAGACUGAAGAAAAGCAUCACGGCAGAAGAAAUGACGACGACGAUGACGAUGAUGAGCGCCGAUCGCAUAGAAAGCACGGAUCCAACCAUCGCAACGACUACGAGAGUGAACAACAGUCCUAUUCGCGCCCUGAUAACAGCGGUGGCUUCCCUGGAGCGUCCUACCACGCUCAACAUCAAGAACGUCAAGAUGAGCGCCCCAGUUAUGGUCAGCAGCAACCCGGUUACGGCAACGAUAACUUCGGAGGCCGCAACGAGUAUGAAAGACCUCAACAGUACGGUCGUGAUGAAGGCUUUGGUAGACAAGAGUACGGACGUGAAGACAAUAACAACAAUUAUGGUCGUCAAGGCCAUGGCCGUCGUGAUGAGGAUGAGAUGCCUGGCGGCUUCCCUGAUGAUGACGAUCAGGAGCGCAGACACCACGGCGGUCGUCGUGAAGGAGGCAACGGCUAUGACGGAGGUAAUGAAGGCCGUAGAUGGUAAGCUCGAUCGGUUCUGGUCACCAGUCUCGGUUGUCCUGUUCUACGAGUCGUAGGACAUGAUUGCAUCGGAAAAUCAUGAAGAAAUGAAAGAAAUGUACUCAUGUCUUCCUGUAAAUCUUGAUGUGGAGUAUACCUGCAUGAGUGCAAGCUACUUGUGGAAAGUUUGUAGUUUCCGCUGAGAGCAAUGGUGAGUACGUAGUCGACCUCAGCGGGAUUAGAGACUCUAGAGGUGAGCGCAGUUCCAUCCAGCAAGCUUGUACCUAUCUGCGACUGUGUUUCAUAGAACGUUUUUGCCAGAUUUAUCUUCCAUAACGUCGACUCGCUGCCAGACAGCAUCUUGGGUCAGGC
Aureobasidium subglaciale EXF-2481 is the source of this 3424-nucleotide messenger RNA. RefSeq lists its product as uncharacterized. NCBI's taxonomy places the organism in Eukaryota, Fungi, Ascomycota, Dothideomycetes, Dothideales, Saccotheciaceae. The transcript has a single exon. The record is from RefSeq and is a predicted model, not a curated record. Bases 216 to 3077 code for a protein of 953 amino acids.